AUGCCGCUCUGUCUGACAGGUGCCCUACGAACUUGCAUGCCAGUGCGUCUCUGUGAAUUGUUUUGUUGUGUUCGCAAUAAAGUGUUUUUCCUGCGAAAAAAGCCAUUUUCCCGAGAAAAGGCGGAUGGAAACUCCGAAAAAGAGCAUGGGAUUGGAUUUCGACGUGGUGGAGUAUAUAAAAACAAUACGUGGAGCUGCUCCACCAUACAAAUGCCCCGUGGACAAAUGCGAUAAAUCCUACAAGUCGGCUAUUGGAAUGCAGUACCAUCUGCUGAAUUUUGACCAUGACACCGGUACUACCAUUACGCCCGUGGUGACGCCCUCACGCAAGAAGGGGCGCACUCGAGUACCUGGGACGCCUCAGAAAGUGCCACCGACGGAGGCACCCAAGGAGGCGGUCACGUACAAUGAAGCCCUGGGUGUGGUUCAAUUUGAGAUUGAGGGUAAGACAAUGGAGUUGUCUGUGACAGAGGAUCUUCCAUUGAUGGAUUUGGAGGAGUACCAGAAGUUAGUGGAGAAGGGUCAAGCAGCUCCAGCUGUUGAGCCUCAGUCAGAGCCGCAUAUUAAGCUUCCGGAGGCUGCAGUGAAGGAGCUGAAGAAUUAUAAUAUUUGCGACGCUCCUCCAAGGCCUAAUGCCUACAUCCGGUUUAUUGAGAAGUCUGCUGAGGAAUUGGACGGGGAGGUUGAGUAUGAUGUGGAUGAGGAGGAUACCACCUGGCUGGGAAUUAUUAAUGAAAAACGUGCCAGUCAGGGUCUCAAUCCAGUCAGUGUGGAUUCUCUGGAGCUGCUGAUGGAUCGCCUGGAGAAGGAAUCUUAUUUUCAGGCAGCAGCCAAUGGACAAAGUGGCUCAGUGGUUGAUGAUGAUGCUGUCUGUUGCAUUUGCAUGGACGGUGAAUGUCAGAACACAAAUGUCAUCUUGUUUUGUGACAUGUGUAACCUGGCUGUACAUCAGGAUUGCUACGGUGUACCCUAUAUUCCUGAGGGUCAAUGGCUCUGUCGGCGGUGCCUACAGUCCCCAAGUCGGCCCGUGGACUGUGUUCUGUGCCCCAACAAAGGAGGCGCCUUCAAACAAACCGAUCGUUCCCAGUGGGCUCAUGUCGUGUGCGCCCUGUGGAUUCCGGAAGUGAGAUUUGCCAAUACCGUCUUCCUGGAGCCCAUUGAUUCCAUCGAGACAAUUCCGGCUGCUCGCUGGCGCCUGUCUUGCUAUAUUUGCAAGCAAAAAUCCGUUGGGGCUUGCAUCCAGUGCCAUCGGACAAAUUGCUAUGCUGCCUUCCAUGUCACAUGCGCUCAGCAGGCUGGUCUUCAUAUGCGCAUGGACACCGUACGGGACAGCGUGACGGGGAAUGAGGCUCAGCCUAUUAUUGUUCAAAAAACAGCCUACUGCGAUGCCCAUACUCCAGCCGGAUCGGCAGAAACGCCUGAAACCGAAGCUUCAGAGAAGGCACGCGAAGAAUCUCGGAAUAAAAUGAAGCAGGCCCGGAAGUUGCUGGCCAAAAAACGCACUUCCGUCCCGGUCAUUCUCAUCCCAACAAUCCCACCUGAGCGAGUCCAGGAGAUUGCUCAGUUGGUGAAUAUUCAGAAGAAAUCUCCAUUUAUUCAACGCCUCAUAGCCUACUGGACCCUCAAGAGGCAGUAUCGCAAUGGAGUACCCCUGCUGAGGCGUCUGCAGAGCCAAGGGCAGUCUCACAGUGCCUUUGGGACAGGUCGCAGUGGUAUUGAGGGAUCUCCUGACACAUCGGAACUGUAUCAGCAACUGAAGUACUGGCAGUCACUGAGGCAGGAUCUCGAGAGGGCAAGACUCUUAUGCGAAUUGGUGCGCAAGAGGGAGAAGUUAAAGGUGGCACUGUUCAAAGUCCAGGAGCAAACGCUAAUGAUGCAACUCAAUCCCGUAGAGGCGGCCAUGAAGAAACUUCUAGAGGGACUCGAACAGAAGGAUACCACAGAGAUCUUCAGGGAACCCGUGGACGUCAAUGAAGUUCCCGACUACACGGACAUUGUUAAGCAUCCGAUGGAUCUCAGUACAAUGGCCACAAAGCUCAAGAAUGGAGCCUAUGAGAGUCUCGAUGAUAUGGAAGCUGAUUUCGAUUUGAUGAUUCGCAAUUGCCUGGCCUACAACAACAAAGACACUAUUUUCUACCGUGCUGGUGCUCGAAUGCGUGAUCAGGGUGGAGCAUUGUUCAAAGCCGUGCGUAAGGAUCUAGAAAAGGAAGGUUUAAUCAGCAUCAAGAAGACCGAUGAGAUUGUGGGACAGGAAAUCGACGAAGAAGUGAAGAUUUUGCUGCAGCAACCUCCAAAUGAGAAGAUUGUGACGAAAUUGCAGAUUCUCCUCGAGCGAGCAGUAGCUCGUCAUGGACUGACCAAGACCAAGAGAGUGCGUCAGAUCAAGUUAGAAAUUGCUAAGAUGAAGCGUGCCAUUGCCAAACAAGAAACAGCCGGAGAGAGUAAAGUGGAAGUAACAGUUGCAGCAAAAGAUACUCGUGCUUCAGAUUCUGGUGUCAAACGAGAAGAUCAGAUCGCACAGACACCACCGUGCAGUCCAAUGAAAACUCCCAACAAUUCAGCUUCUCCAUCUGGUGUCAAUCGCCGAACGGCAGUUCUGUUCACGAGAAAGGCUCAGGCUGUCAAAAAACCCGAUUUACCAAUGAAGGAAGAUUCAUCAUGUGACAUACAGAUUCCGGAUAAAACAAAGGCGGCCAGAAAGCCAGGACGGAAGAAGACCAGUUCAACGAGAAAAAGUGUCGAUGACAAUUCCUUUGAACGGACUAAAGAGAGAAAAUCCACUCCAACGGCCAGUGGAAGUCCCAAGAAGUCAUCACCGGUGAAGGAACCACCCUUUGAUAACAUCCCAGACAGCUUUCGUGUGUACAGAACACAGCCCAAAAGGGAUGUGCCAGAUUCCGAUGAGAGUGACAUGAGCUUCACGCACAGCACCUGCAGCAGCUGCAGCGGAUUCAUGGAUGAUGGAAGUGGAUCAGAUUUUGGAUCCAGCUUCGAUGAUGAUUCCUCGUACAGCGAUAGUGAAGUUCACUCUAGUGAGAAUGAGGAAGGCAAGGCGCAGCGUGAAGAUAAACCAGCCUCCUUGGAGGCACUUCAAUUGGUUUGGGCUAAGUGUACGGGCUACCCUUGGUACCCUGCCCUCAUAAUUGAUCCUCAAAUGCCCAAAGGUUUCGUACACAAUGGCGUUCCGUUGCCUGUACCUCCGCAGGAUGUGCUGGCGUUGCGCAAGAACAACACUGAACCUGUCUUCCUCGUGCUGUUCUUCGAUGCUAAACGCACUUGGCAGUGGCUGCCAGCUAACAAAUUGGAGCUUCUUGGAUUGGAUAAGGAAGUUGAUCAAGCCAAGUUGACAGAGUCCAGAAAGCCAAAAGAGCGCAAAGCCGUCAAAAAAGCAUACCAGAACGCUCUCGUUUAUCAAAAUCAAGUGUCCGAGUUGGAAGGAGGACAAAGUGGUAGGACACGCACUUGACGCUUUCUGUUUUGAACGAUGAAGUAAUAAGAAAAAAACGCAUCUUCGUUCCAUUCUCUUUAUUAUAAAUUUUUCAUUCAAUAAAUCUUCGAGAUAUUUUCA
Molecule: messenger RNA, 3568 nt
Organism: Phlebotomus papatasi
Lineage: Eukaryota; Metazoa; Arthropoda; Insecta; Diptera; Psychodidae
Gene: Br140
Product: bromodomain-containing protein homolog
Exons: 2
Coding region: 125-3466 (1113 amino acids)
Biological process (GO): regulation of transcription by RNA polymerase II
Cellular component (GO): MOZ/MORF histone acetyltransferase complex
Molecular function (GO): protein binding
Source: RefSeq, a predicted model, not a curated record